Papilio polytes (common Mormon) is the source of this 676-nucleotide messenger RNA. RefSeq lists its product as uncharacterized. The record is from RefSeq and is a predicted model, not a curated record. Bases 142 to 564 code for a protein of 140 amino acids. Lineage: Eukaryota; Metazoa; Arthropoda; Insecta; Lepidoptera; Papilionidae. The transcript is spliced from 2 exons. Gene Ontology annotation, biological process: sensory perception of smell. Gene Ontology annotation, molecular function: odorant binding.
CUUUUUACUUGAACGUUAUUUAUUUACAAAUUUUAUAAUAUCCUUGCAAAUAACUAUAAAACACGUAAAAGAUUUUGUAAUUUACUCAUUCAUCGGUUACUUUGAGAGCAGGAUAGUGAAAAUAAAAGUGAAUUUACAAAAAUGAACAUUUUCAUAAUAUUGCUGAUUUCUGGUAUUUGUCUGUUGGGCACAAAUGCGUCGAAAGUACCUUUUAAAAUGCCAUCAAAGUUUUUCGAAAAAGCAAAGGUGGUAAGCGAAAUGUGUAUAAGAGAAGUUGGUGCACCUUCAGACUUUAUGGAACAUCUUUUCCCAUGGAAUUAUCCCAAAAAUGAACUAAACGAAAAGUCUUUGUUUUGCUUCGUAACAACCUUGGGUUUGGCAAAUCAAGACGGUACAUUUUACAGAGAAAAAGUACAUCCAAUUUUUGCCAGCAGUGAAAAAUUCGAGGACAUCAAGAAAGCGUUCGCAGACUGUGAAGGUAAAAGAGGAAAUAAUUCACAAGAGACAGCAUACGUCAUAUCCGAAUGCUUCUUUGACAAAGUACCAAUCAGGUUCUUGAUGUGAAAAUAUUCUUAAAAUAUUUUCAGUUAGAAUAAACCGCUUUUGAAAACAUGUUUGAAUUUCUAAAAAAAGGUAAUUAGUCGAAAUAAACCUUAGUUUGCAUUGUUUACCUUUG